CUGGUUAUUGUUAUUACAGUGGAAUUCCUUGCAUACUGGAGAUGCACAUGGAGAAAGACUUGUGUUGUGGAGUUGCUCAUUGUAACACAGUUAGAAACAUUGAUAGUAUAGACUCACCUGUUUUGACCAUAAGCUGGAAAGUUGUGCGUCGUACUGUCCUAAAAAGCAAAAAGGCAGUAACUGCUCGUAGCGUGGAACUGAGAAAAUGUCUUUAAUUUACCUUGGUUUCACAGUAACCUUAUGCAGUUGCUGCUAGCAUGACCCCCAUGUUCUCCAAAACACAGUACAAUAUAGGCAGGAUACUUGUCCACAUGAUUAAGCAUGUAUUUAAUGUAGCAAAAAUACCUUGUUUAUUUUAUCUUGUUCGUACUGGCCACCCAUGGGAAUCCAACCCUGGCAUCUACCAAUUGAGCCACACGGGACCCAACUCUCCCUGCGAUUCUUUACUGUACAGGAAUAAUACAAUAUUUUACUUAUUUAAGUUUAGUUUAUUUUUAUGUUUACAGGGACAUUCAGUAAAAGUGUCGGUUUAAGCCAGCCAACUAAUUUUCAACUGCAGUCCCUGGGCAGGUUCUUAAAACAAUUACAAUACAGACAAACAAUGAGCAGUGAGCACAUGCAGAGCAACAUAGAACAAGCAACACAUAGCAUGCAGAACAAUAGCAAAAAAAGCAACAAAACAAAAUACAUAAAAGCAACAGUGUUUCCACACCUCACACGCUACAGACAACAUGGAAAGCGGUAAUAAACAGCUGGGGAUUAUGUUCACAAGCAUGACUGGCCUUUAGCCAUGUCUUUGUUUUUUGUGAAGGUGGGAUAGGUGGCGCAGUUGUGUGUGUCUGAUGGCAGUGUGUUCCAGACAUGGGAAGCUCUCACAGAGAAAGCAGAUGAACUGAUUGAGAUGCUGUUCCUUAAUGGAGCUAUACCCAUAACUCUGCAGGUGAUUAGGAUUGGAUGAGCUCCUACAUAGCCUUCAUACAUGGUACGAUAACAGGAAAACUUUAUUUCAGUAUAGUUCAAUUAGCUAUAUGGCUAACCUGUCAAUCCAUCUGUUGAGGAACUUUUACUGAAUUUCAAUGAAGAAUAUGUAGGCUAAUCUGAGUCUGUGGCUAAAUGGAUGUUAUCUAGGAUAGAAGGAAAACAUUUAAACGUGUCACUGAAUGGGAACCAGAUCUGGUAUGGUGAGCUUGUGCACCAGGCUUAACCUGUUUCACGGUCCCUGCGGCCAAUCAGCAAUCAAGGUCCCAGUGACCAAUCACUAAUUAAGGGCAGGAAACAUGUGUCGGGAGAUACUGGGAUUCGUGAAAGGUAAACACCAGACAGGUCAAGAGGUCAUAGUACCUGAGGAGAAUAAAUGAAUGGAUGAAUGGAUGGGCAACAUGUGUUUUCACUUCAGACUUUGUCCUUCCUCUGGGGGCACAGUACAGGAAGCACCUGAAAUAGACCUGAUAGAACUAGACUGGAUGGAGUUAUGAUCAGCCCAUUCCUGAAUUCUCCUUCACCAUCUUGUUGUCAUUAGGGAGACGUUUUUAGCUCUUUGCUGGCUGAUCCCAUCUGGACCUCGUUGUCACGGAUUAACUUGGACACAAAAUGGCCUGAUAGAUGAUAAUAUACAAAGGCUUUUUCUCUCUCUUUCACCAAACUGACUUGCUUAUUUGGACUUGUUUACAGGAUGUUUAUGUUGCGCAAAUAUUUGUUAUUUGCAGCCUUUGAAAUAACUGAAGAGAAUGCAUUUGCAUAUUCUAUUGUUCAAAAGAUAUAUGGCUAAACGCAUCAUUUGUCUUCUUUUUCCUAUGACUCUUGAAGGAAGUUAAACUUCGGCCACAUGCUGUGGAUUCUGAAUCUUCAACGGUUAGAUCUGCAAGAGUGUUCUUACAUAGUCUAUUAAAGGUUUAAUGGUAUUUCACAAUUACUGUAAACCACUUGAGCUGGUUGGCUCAGCCUCAAAGUUGCUGUGCCACAAACUUUCCAUGGUUGUGGUUGAAAAAAGUCUGGAUUUCUCAACAAUUUCUUCUAAUUUGGUUUCAUACAUGAACAGCUAAGCCAUUAUUUAGGAAGGCAUGAGGGCUUGCAACCUUGGUUCGAGAAGCAAAUAUCAAAUUCUUAGAAUACUAAAAUAUUCAUAAUCAUUUAAUGAAAGCUUAAGAAGCAUAACCCUCUUACAGAAUUCCACACUCACGACCUUCUCACCCCACGGCCACAAUAGGUUAUAUGAAAUGUGAUACCAAUGCUGUGUGUGUGUGUGUGUUCUUGUUGUUCUCUCCAGUCUGAGCUUUCAUUUCAGGGAGCCCUGGUUCAAGGUAGAGCUGACACUGUAAACCAGCAGUCCCCUGUGAACGGCGAGACUAACCAAGAACGAUUGACACGCUUAGAGGGAGACAAAGAGUCCCUUGUCCUCCAGGUGAGCGUUCUGACGGACCAGGUGGAAGCUCAGGGAGUAAAGAUCAGUGAUCUGGAAAGUUCUCUGGAGGAACAUCAACACAAGCUCAACUCUACAGAAGAGAUGCUGCAGCAGGAGCUCCUUAGCAGGACGUCACUGGAGAGUCAGAAGUUGAAUCUGAUGGGAGAGGUGUCCUACCUGAAACUGAAGCUGGUGGACAUGGAAGAGAAACAGUUUCAUGGAGUAGAGAGGCAGCACAAAGCAGAGAGUGUCGUAAACUUGAUUAGUGAGCUGCAGGAGCAGAUGUGUAGGUUUCAGCAGGAGAUCAAUUGCAGGAUCCGGGAGAAAACAGGGCAGGCUGACAGCAGCCUACAGAAGGCCUGCGACACUUGGUCCACGGAUGCCCAAAAUCCAGACCAGGGGCUCGCCUGUGAGGGUAGCCCAGAGGAGGUACACAACAGUGGGCUGGAGGAGCCUCCUGACGUGAUCCCAUUCUCAGGCGUGGAGAAUAGCUCCAGUACUUCUGAGGAGCAGUGCUGCUGUGGAAGCGAGAGUGUCAAACUUCAAGAGCUCAGACUUCUCAAGGAGAAAGUAGACUAUCUUGAAGACCAGAAGUCCCAGUAUGAGAGGAGACUCAAAGCAACAAAGGCAGAGCUAUCAGACCUCCAGCAGCUUCUGCUCAGUAAGAAUGCUGAGAUAGACAGCCUGCACACACAGCUCCUGGCCAGACCACUGUCCACUGAGACCUCGGAGAGAGACCAGGAGCUCCAAAGGUUAAAGACGGGGAUGGAGACGCUGCUGGUUGCCAAUGAUGAAAAGGACCGGCGUAUUGAGGAGCUCACACUGCUCUUAGUCCAGUGCAGACAGUUCAGAGACGUUGCAACUCCAAGACAAGCUCCACCCACCAUCCUCUCAAUAUCCAAUGAGAGUACUCCAUCGAGCAGCAGUGAGGAACGGGAGCAUGGAGUGGUGAUGAGGACAGUUCCUUCUAGUGUUCUCCCUGAGAACAAAAAGACUGAGAUGUCCUUCAGCAGUUCAUCCCCACAGCUUGUGUCCCACCUGCCAGCCCAGAAGGAAAGAGAACUCUGGACGCAUUCCCGACUUUUAUCAAGCAGUAUGGACAACCUACAGAAUGGAUCUUCAUCGAAGCAUGUAGUGGUGAUUCCUGUAGAGGCUGAAGUGUCUACUGAGAAUAGGCCUGUAGAUAACCGAUGCCAGACCCUGCCGGUGAAGGCCUCCUUCCCAGAGCAUAAUGGAGAGGGAGAGUGCAGUGAGACACAGAGCCAGAGGUCUCCAGAGGGGAGUGAAGACGGAGACUCAAGAAAGACAGAGAAAAUGGACGACACCUCAUCCUCUGAUCUUUCACCCCAGUCUUCAGGGGCGGAGUCAGGUCAACGGACUAUUGGCUCACCAGAACACUUGAAGAACAAUAACAGUAUCAGAAAGCUCUGGGGAAAGAUCAGGAGGACCCAGUCAGGGGGUCUGCAGGGGGAGGACCUGGAACCAAACCAGUUUAGGAGAGGGGGGCUGCGUGCCACAGCGGGGCCAAGACUGACCCGGACCCCUGAGUCUGGCAGCACUGUUCGGGAUAUGAACACACCAUUCAGCCAGUGGACCAGAGAGCAGGUGUGUGGUUGGCUGGAGGACUAUGGUCUGGGCCAGUAUGUCAACCUGACCCGGCAGUGGGUCGACAACGGACAGACGCUCCUGUCCGCAAGGCCACAGGACUUUGAGAAGGAAAUGGGUAUCAAUCACCCGCUACACAGGAAGAAAUUACAGCUGGCUCUAAGGGGGUUCAGUACUAAAGCCCUGGAGAAGUCCUCUGAACUGGGCCACAUCUGGGUUACACGAUGGUUGGAUGACAUAGGCCUUCCACAGUACAAGGACCAGUUCCACGAGGGGCGAGUGGAUGGCAGGAUGCUUCAGUAUCUCACCGUGAAUGACCUGCUUUUCCUGAAGGUGACCAGUCAGCUUCAUCACCUCAGUAUAAAGUGUGCUAUCCACGUCCUCCACGUCAACAAGUUCAACCCCCACUGCCUCCGACGAAGGCCUGGAGAGGAGAGGAACCCCUCUCCCUCAGAGGUGAUCCAAUGGUCCAACCAUCGUGUGAUGGAGUGGCUUCGGGCGGUGGACCUGGCUGAGUAUGCACCCAACCUACGGGGCAGUGGGGUCCAUGGAGGUCUCAUUAUUCUGGAGCUGCGGUUCAGCUCUGAGACCCUGGCCAUGCUGCUGAACAUCCCCCCUCAGAAGACCCUGCUCCGCCGCCACCUGGCCACCGCCUUCACCGCCCUGGUGGGGACGCAGGCCUCUCUGGAGAAACGGGAGUAUGCCAACGCCACCGGCCAUGCACCCCUCACUACCGCCGCCAAAGUUCGGCCCAAGAAGCUUGGUUUCACCCACUUCAGUCACCUGAGGAAGAGGAGGCCGGAUGACUUGGGGGACUACAUCUGCCCGAUAGACAUUGGGGGCCUUUCAGCCAUGAAUGGGGUUUCCCACCGGCCGUACGCAGGGGUCCGAGGCCUUAGCCCCAUCCUGGACAGAGUGCCAGAGAGGCGGGAGCAGGUGGGGCCCAAAAGCUGACACUGACACUCCCCUCAGCCAAUGACUGCCAAUCUUAUGGCUUUUAACCCUGCCCCACAUGUCUAUGUAAACACGCCCCCGUUCUCCCUGAAUCAAGGUGCUGAUUUUGUGAUUCGGGGGAAAUUCUAACGCAUUGAUUUUAUCACCAAAUGGUUAUUUGCUGGACAAGCUACAGUGUGUGCAUAUAAUGAUGUGGAUGUACUCAUUGGGUAUUAGCUGGACAUCCUGUAUGAUAAUUAGCUGGAUUUACUUACUUAUUUACUGGAUAUGCUUAUCAAGUAAUUGACCUGGAUAUGUUGAAAUCAUGACUGACCUGACCGGCUAAAUGAGGAUUCAUUAUGUUACGGUUGUAUAAUGGUUCCCUUUGAAAACCGCUCUCUGCAUUCCUGGAUAAAUUAGAUGGAUUCAACUUUCCUAUCUUCUGCCAUUGCUUCAGAACAUGACCCUUAUAUGUUACUGACCUUUGUAGCCUUCCUCCUUACCUUGCUGGAUUUAGGGUAGCUUAGCUAUCAACGGCCUUUCUUGAGUUAUGGUACAAUGUACAAAAAUGAAUACCAAUUAUAUAAGCUUGUUUGAUUUUAUUUUGUGUUAUAUUUAAUAACUGUAAAAUUCACAAAAUACAAGGUGCUGUCAUGAUAAUUCAGGUUUGCACACAAUACCCAACUCGGUUAGCCUAUAAUUAUAUAUUGAAAAUAAAAAUAAUUUGCAGGUGCUUGCUUUUUGUGUGCUGCAUGUUUGAUAGUGUAGUUAAUUUUAAUUGUAGUCCUAAAUGCAUUAUUUAUAGUGGUGAAAGAUGAUAGGGGUACUGGCCAAACUGAACAAUGUUGACUCUUUGAAGCAAAGUGCUCUUGCUGACUCCACUAUAACACACAUCAUGGAUUAUAGACAAUCAUAAUGCUACAGCGGCAUCAAACAAUUAUUCCAUCAAUGCACACCUGAAUUUACAGCAUUGUUACAUGUAUACUAUCAUGUGACUGGUAAGCCAUGAAUGCUAAUGUUUUCAGAUUGCUGAUUAAUGUUCCAUCAGGACAGUUCUGUCUCCAGCUCAGACUCUGAGAACAACCUGGUGAGUUUUAGCAUUGUUUUUCAGAGAACUGAAGAUAUGUAAUUUAUCAUACAGUAUGUCAUUUUCCCUCAUGGUGUGUGUGAUGCUAUGGCUCAAGUUACAAUGCUACAGUAGGUGGAGUAUAAUUCCGUAUGUUGGACUACUGUUGCAUACCAUGCUCCUCUCCAUAUUGUUGCAACAUUAUGGUCUUCAUUUUAUCCUCAGGUCCAUCAUUAAAGUCAUGCGUUAACAUCUG
Oncorhynchus mykiss (rainbow trout) is the source of this 6261-nucleotide messenger RNA. Lineage: Eukaryota; Metazoa; Chordata; Actinopteri; Salmoniformes; Salmonidae. The record is from RefSeq and is a predicted model, not a curated record.